CUGCCAAUAUUGACUAUGACAACUGCAGAACCCUAUAAAAGCUCAUCAUAUUAGAGAUAGAAAGCUAGUCACACGACAAACUCGGUUGCUAAAACUCCAUUAAAGAAAAAUAUUAGCCCGCAAUGAAAUUAUUCAUUACUCUGUGUUUGGUUCUCAGCACAGCGUUAUAUUGUGCCGAUUGCGCAGAUUGUCCAGAUACUGAAGAUGUAGUUUGGGCUCUUGGAGGUGGCUGCAAUGUUUUUCGUAAUCAGUGUUACUUAAAUAAAGCAAAUAUGGUCCGCAAACCAGGCUACACCGUCACCACAAAGGAUGAGUGCCAGAAACAGUGCCCUCAGAUCUGCCCUGCAAUUUAUAGCCCAACAACUGGAAAUUAUAAUGGGCAGAUCCGGGAGUUCAGCAAUGAAUGCCAAAAACGGAUUCACACCUGUCGUACUGGCGAGACUUUCUUGUAAACUCACGCAAAUGGUGGAAAAGUAAUACAAAUGUGUAUACGAAUAAAUAAAUAACAGCUGAAUAACCUGCUCUGCAGUUUGAA
This is a messenger RNA of Drosophila ficusphila, 535 nucleotides long. RefSeq names its product U-Kazal-Dg21.2-like. NCBI's taxonomy places the organism in Eukaryota, Metazoa, Arthropoda, Insecta, Diptera, Drosophilidae. The record is from RefSeq and is a predicted model, not a curated record. The transcript is spliced from 3 exons. The coding region runs from base 123 to 452 and encodes 109 amino acids.